AUCUUCCUCUCGUGCAUUGCAGUAGGUCGCAUAUCGCAUUUUACAUUCUGCACAAUUCUGCAUCGCGCCACCGCCUCGGAUAUCUACACGGGUAUCUAACCACGUCGUCUGCGCAUCCCUUCUGUGUUUAUUUUCUCCUUCGGGAGACAUGAACCUGCAAUAACCAGAGCACUUUUUGCAUGUUUACGUCUGCCAUUAUGGCUUCUGAUGAGCAGCCGGUAACGCAGCCUCUGCGUAUUUCUAAGAACAGCACUCCCGUGGCAUCCCCAAUUAAGAGCAACAUUCCUCGUCCAUUGUCUGAGAUUUCAGCUACCGAGCAGCGACGCAAUUCACCCAGCUGGAACCCAUCCCCUAAGGUCAUUCAGAAAAUGGGCCUAAACACCGACUCAUCGCCAUUCCAGUCCUCUCCUCUGGAUGGCACAGCUUCUCCACGCCUAUUUUGGCAGAAUCGUAAUAUCAAUCGCACCGAGAACGAAUUGUAUGGUGGUCGUACUGGCUCCCCAUCGCCGACCAGGCGCUCCUCCAUCGAGCGCUUGCAGAAAGCAUCGCGCGUCAAGAACAGUACCAUGUUCGCUAGAGAACAAAAGCAGGAGUAUGAUCCGGCGCGUGUACCAACUAUCGAGCGACCUCUUUCUAAGGUACAAGGCAAUGCUUAUAGCGGUACUGGUUCUCCUUUUCGAGCAAGUCAUGGCCGGUCAGAAAGCCAAACCAGUAUUCCCAUCUACUCCCCUACCAAGUCCCGACCAGUCCUAUCUCCUGGUCCUCAGACCCCAAGCAAAGAUCAAGUCUCUCCUAUCAAGUCCUCUAUGUCUGCGAAUCGCUUUAAGAACAGCCAAGAAUCCCCAGACGACGUCUUUACAGAUCGCUCAUUCGAGGAACACGUUCUUCCAAGCGGUAGAUUCCUCCAUCGUCAUGCCAAAUCUGUUACAUUCGAUGCGGCGCCACCUCAGGUCAACGAGUAUGAGAUGGCUACCCCUGAUCUGUCUUCCGUUGGCACGAACUCGCGCGAAGGCAGCUUUGAAGACGAUGAAGAUGAUGAGGAUUAUGUCUAUGGGCAUUACGCCGGAGAAGAUGGCGAGGGUGCGGAAGACAGUUUUGAUGCGACCCUCGAAGACACGGACAAGACCCCAGUUGUAGGACCUGAUGACUGGCGUCAAGAUCGCGAUACACGUUUCGAUAGUAGUCCAAUGCCCGAAGGCGGUCUGCAACAAGCUGCCAUUAUCCGCCCACAACACUCUCGUUCCGAUUCUUCUACCUCGAGUAACGAUCACCGACCAUUGCCCCCUCUCCCUGGAAUGGGACACACUCGAUCACAAUCCUCCUCUUCCAAUGGACUGUCUGCUACGACAGAACGUAUGCUAGGCUCUCCUCGAAGUCUUCCUUCUCCACCUCCGGCUUCGGUGAGCAAGUCGGAGAUCCAGAACAUUGGCAAUGGUAGCAUGUCUUUGGAGGAACGUCUCAAGCUCAUGAUGCUUUCUGAUGAGACAAGCCCCAAGGCUGCGGAUAGCUCUGCAAAGACUUUCGCAGAACAACAACGAGAGCGUCGGAUGCGACGGGCGGGUCCUCGUGAUAGGGUGAUGAGCCCCACCCCGGAGCAUGAGGACGCUGAUGCUGCAGCCAAUGAAGAAGACGAAACUGCCGGUGACAUUUCAGGACUUGACAUUGAUUUCCAACUCCCUAGCAUCUCUCGUCAAUCGAUCCUGCGACGCGUGAAUGGCAACCGGGCUCUUGAACGAGACUCCGACUUCGCCUUCAAUAACUCUGUAGGCCCAGAUACGAGUCUGGCUCGUGCUACUCCUUAUGAUCCUGAUGUCCCCAUCGCUAGUAUCGAGGACUCGGUUCUUGAUGAUAUUGCAGAGCAGAGCGAAGACAGUGUUGUCAUCCAUGAAAGCGAAGAUGAUAAAGCCGACGUUUACGAUCUUUACCAGAGAUCUGAGGAUGAAGAUGUCGCAUCGCAAAAAGAUGGCCAGGAUUAUGACACAGAGAGUCAUUACUCAGAUGAGGCCAAGAACCCUCAAACUGAUGACACGCAACCUGAGCCGUCGGCCACGACUCCUCGGGCAGCGAGCCCUGCAGCUGAAGAAGCUAUCACAAAUUUCAGUGCUACUCUUCCCCAAGUGAACUGUCCGUCUAAGGAUGCGGAAUUCACUCGAAGCCUGCAGUCCCACAUGCUCCCCAAACCUAAAGAUGCGGCUGCGCUCACCUAUUCAGAAAGCCACAAGAUGUCCGACGCGCAAGCUUACUUGCAACGUUCGUACACUCCGGAGAUGAUAAUGAAGAAGAAGAAGAAGCCUUUGUCGAAGCCAGAAUAUGAUGGUUCUGGCUGGGGCGAUCCGGAAGACGAGGAAGAGGAAGAAUAUGAAGAAGAAGAGUAUGAAGAAGACGAAGAUGAGGAGCCUGGUACUCCAGAAUCCGUUAUCCAUCACCCUGUCUCGGAUGAUGACGACGACGAUGACGAUAUCUCAGAGGAAGAGGAGGAGGAUGAUGAAGUGGAUGUUGAUGACAGUGUUGACGAUGACAACGAAGACGAUGAUGAUGAUGAGAUUGAAGAGGUAAAAGUACAAGUGGAAGAACCAUUCCUUGAAUCACCAGCGAUCCCAGAACGCGAAGCAACUAUUAAGGCUUCUUCUGGCUCUCGGCUAAAGACGCGUCCUUCUGCAACUCCGUCGGACCUUGAGGCCAUGCGUGAGGCUCGUAGACAAGUAAGCCGUGAGAUUGCACCCACCAUCCCACCGAUUCCGGACCGACAUCGAAACCGUCUCUCUACCGACGCGGCGUCCAAUAGCCUAGAGGUUCCUACCGGCGACGAUUUCCUGGAGCGUCACCCCAGUUUCAAGAAGAGCAGUCUUACUUUGGAUCUCGACCUCGGUCUCAGUCUUGAUCAGGAUUUCCAGCGGGUCAUUGAGGCACAAAAGCGUGGAUACCUCAUGCGCCAGAACACGAAACUAGUGACCGCCAGCGACAAAGACACCGAAGAAAUUCGAGCAGGCACUCGCUCUGCUGGUAAUUCUCCAGUUAAGCAAUCGCGCCCCCAGUCCUGGACUGUUGAACCUUGGAACGGUAAGCACAGGAGAAGCAUUCGAAAGCGCCACGGACCAAACACAGGAACUGCAGUGCCACCUGUACCAGGACACGAAAGCAACGCCACAACAACAACAGCAGCAGCAGCAACCGCGAUGAACUCGCUUCCAGAGGAGGACUCCUCGGAUCUAGCCACGGAGGAGUGUGGCGAGAGAGGCAGAUUGUUUAUCAAGGUGAUGGGUGUGAAAGAUCUUGAUCUUCCCUUACCUAAGAAUGAACGAGUGUGGUUCAGCCUCACUCUUGACAAUGGUGUACACUGUGUAACCACAUCUUGGCUUGAGCUGGCCCGCAACGCACCAAUCGGCCAAGAGUUUGAGCUGGUGGUUCCUCGUGAGUUGGAAUUCCAACUUACCCUUAACGUGAAGCUUGACAAGCCGGCUCCUCAACGUACGCUCGUCUCAACACCUAAAGCUGCUAAGCCUAAGUCUUCCCCCUUCUCUCGCGUUUUCGCUAGCCCGAAGAAGCGAAAGGAGAUGGAAGCUCGUCAGCGUGCAGAAGAAGAAGCCUAUGCGCUCGCUCAGCGAGAGGCUGCUGCCAAGCAGAUGACCGCUGCCUCCUCAGCUUGGGACCUGCUUUCCCCUCUCGCUGCAGAGAACGGAACGUUCGCACGCUCCUACGUCUGCCUCAAGGAGCACGAGACCCGUUGCUAUGGACGACCUUAUAUGGUAGAGAUCGCUGCAUUCAACGAAUGGGCCACUGAAGAGGCCUCUUUUGCCAGCAGUGUCAAGAGCAAGCGCGCUGGAGUUCCCAGCAACGCCGUAGUACGCCGAGCACCGUACAAGAUCGGCAAGCUUGAAGUACAGCUGCUUUUCGUCCCGCGGCCCAAGGGUAGUACGGAUGACGAUAUGCCCAAGAGUAUGGGCAUGUGCAUCCGAGAGUUGAAGGCCGCCGAAGAGCGACUGAGCAAGAACUGGGAGGGUCACCUGAGCCAGCAAGGAGGCGACUGCCCUUACUGGCGUCGUCGUUACUUCAAGCUAGUCGGCACGAGACUAACAGCUUACCACGAGACAACACGCCAACCGCGUGCUACUAUCAACUUGGCCAACGCCAAGCGACUCAUCGAUGACCGACGAACCCUCACCGAUCCCGAGACCACAGGCCGCGGCGGCAAGCGACGCCGCUCUGCUUUUGCAGAAGAGGAAGAAGGCUACAUGUUCGUCGAAGAGGGUUUCCGUAUUCGAUUCAACAACGGCGAGAUAAUUGAUUUCUAUGCCGACACUGCCGAGGACAAGCAAGGCUGGAUGAGAGCCUUGAACGAUGUCAUCGGCCGAUCUGGCGGUGUCGACGAGAGUGGCAAUGCUACAGGCCGCCGCAAGUGGUGUGAGCUCGUCCUUAAGAAGGAAGACAUGCUCCGAAAGCGCGCCGAGUCUAGACGAGUUCAUUCGAGAACUAAGAGUAUGAUCGUCUAACCUGGCCCCGCCAACGUUCAUGAAUACUCUCUACGAAGAGAAAAUGAGGACACGACAAACGACAAUUAUGCCCGGUACGAUCGUGAAUGCAAUUGAUCUGCUUACGACUUCAUGAUCGGUAUUUGCGGCGCCAUCAUUACUGCAAGAGCUAGCUCAUUUCCCUAUCUUACCUCUCCCUCAACUGUCUUGUUUCUUGAAGACCUCGAUUUGGCAUCUUGGCAAGAACACUAUGCCAACGCUUCUUCUAGCCUACCAUCACGUCUCAGGCUACAAAACUUUGGGCUU
This is a messenger RNA of Annulohypoxylon maeteangense, 4775 nucleotides long. Its product is annotated as DUF1709-domain-containing protein. The record is from RefSeq and is a predicted model, not a curated record. Gene Ontology annotation, molecular function: GTP binding. NCBI's taxonomy places the organism in Eukaryota, Fungi, Ascomycota, Sordariomycetes, Xylariales, Hypoxylaceae. The coding region runs from base 180 to 4490 and encodes 1436 amino acids. The transcript is spliced from 6 exons.